Molecule: messenger RNA, 8890 nt
Organism: Micropterus salmoides (largemouth bass)
Lineage: Eukaryota; Metazoa; Chordata; Actinopteri; Centrarchiformes; Centrarchidae
Gene: myo1d
Product: myosin 1D
Exons: 22
Coding region: 415-3429 (1004 amino acids)
Biological process (GO): actin filament organization; vesicle transport along actin filament
Cellular component (GO): cytoplasm; actin cytoskeleton; vesicle
Molecular function (GO): actin filament binding; ATP binding; microfilament motor activity
Source: RefSeq, a predicted model, not a curated record
CGACAGGCGAGAAACUCCAGGAAAACGGACCGAGCUGGCGCACGGUGUAAAGGGAUAAGGAUACAUUUCGGCGUAAAGAAGAAACUUUGUAUGGACAUGAGGACAUUUAGGGAUGAUUUGCUAUUUCUAAUAGGAAAGCUAUAAGGUUAAAUUUAAAAGGGAAAACACACGUUUACCAUCAUUUACAUUCACUUUUUUAUAGCUACAGGUCUCUUGACCUUAAUAAACAUGAAUGAAAUUACAGUUUGACUUUGACCGCACGAAUGAAAAUGCGCAUCGACUACACUGCUGUCCACUGAGGAGAGGAGGUGACUAGAGAAGCCCGCCAAUGUUCGCCUUCUGCCGGCUCUUCACAGCAAGUUGUUAAAAUAUUUUCCCACGAGAUUCAGCAAGAGAAGGGUAUAACUUAUCAGCAUGGCAGAGCACGAGAGCCUGGAGUUUGGAAAAGCAGAUUUUGUGCUUUUGGACAAUGUGUCUAUGGAAGAGUUCAUGGCUAACCUAAAACUCAGGUUUGAGAAGGGGAGGAUCUACAGCUACAUCGGAGAGGUGGUGGUGUCUGUCAAUCCUUACCGUGCCAUGAACAUCUACAGCCGUGACGUCAUAGAGCAGUACAAGGGCCGGGAGCUGUACGAGAGGCCGCCUCACCUCUUUGCCAUCGCUGAUGCUGCUUACAAAGCCAUGAAGAGGAGGAACAAAGACACUUGUAUUGUCAUCUCAGGGGAAAGUGGAGCCGGAAAGACAGAAGCCAGCAAGUAUAUAAUGCAAUACAUUGCUGCUAUCACCAAUCCCAAUCAGAGGGCUGAAGUUGAAAGGGUAAAAAACAUGCUGCUUAAAUCCAACUGUGUCUUGGAGGCCUUCGGGAACGCCAAGACCAACCGCAACGACAACUCCAGCCGCUUUGGCAAGUACAUGGACAUCAAUUUUGACUUCAAAGGAGAUCCCAUCGGAGGCCACAUCAACAACUACCUGCUGGAAAAGUCCAGGGUCAUUUUCCAACAGCCAGGAGAGAGGAGCUUUCAUUCAUACUACCAGCUGCUCAGAGGAGCUCCAGAUUCCCUGUUACGCUCUCUUCACAUUCAGAAGGACCCAACAGCCUACACCUACAUCAAAGUUGGAGGCCAGAUUAAGUCCUCCAUCAACGAUGGGGCUGAUUUCAAAGCUGUAGCCGAUGCCAUGAAAGUGAUCGGUUUCACGGGGGAUGAGAUUCAGACUGUUUACAAGAUCCUGGCCACUAUCCUACAUCUGGGCAACCUGACAUUCGGGGUGGACGGUGACGUGACCUUGAUAGAGAACACAAAGCUGGUGUCUGUGAUCAGGGAGCUGCUGUCCACCAAAGAAGAAAAUGUGGAGAAGGCGCUGCUCUACCGCACUGUGGCCACUGGUCGAGACGUCAUCGAAAAACAGCAUACGGCACAAGAGGCCAGCUACGGACGGGACGCUCUAGCCAAGGCCAUGUAUGAGCGUCUGUUCUGCUGGAUUGUGGGACGAAUCAAUGACAUCAUUGAGGUGAAAAACUAUGACGCCAGAGUCCACGGGAAGAACACAGUCAUCGGGGUGCUGGACAUCUAUGGUUUUGAGAUUUUCCAGAACAACAGCUUUGAACAGUUCUGCAUCAACUACUGUAAUGAAAAGCUGCAGCAGCUUUUCAUCCAGCUGGUGCUGAAGCAGGAACAGGAAGAGUAUCAACGAGAAGGCAUCCCCUGGAAACAUAUUGAUUACUUCAAUAACCAGAUUAUUGUGGAUCUGGUAGAGCAGCAGCAUAAGGGCAUCUUCUCUGUGCUGGACGAAGCCUGUAUGAAUGUGGGCAAAGUCACGGAUGAGGUUUUCCUCCAAGGACUCAAUGGAAAGCUGGCCAAACACGCCCACUACACCAGCCGCAAGCUCUCACCGACUGACAAGAGCUUGGAGUUUGACAGAGACUUUCGCAUCAGGCACUACGCAGGAGAUGUGGUGUACUCAGUGGUGGGUUUUAUUGAUAAGAACAAAGACACUCUAUUCCAGGAUUUCAAAAGACUGCUGUACAACAGCUCUAACCCAGUACUGAAGGGGAUGUGGCCUGAGGGCAAACUGAGCAUCACUGAGGUCACCAAACGACCACUGACUGCUGCAACACUCUUCAAAAACUCCAUGAUCUUGUUGGUGGAGAACCUGGCCUGCAAGGAACCCUACUAUGUCCGCUGCAUCAAGCCCAACGAUGUCAAGUCCCCUCUACUCUUCGAGCAGGAUCGCUGCCGCCAUCAGGUGGAGUACCUCGGGCUGCUGGAGAACGUCAGAGUGCGGCGUGCCGGCUUCGCCUACAGACAAACAUACCCUCGCUUCCUACAGAGAUACAAGAUGAUCUCAGAGUUUACGUGGCCAAACCAUGACUUGCCAUCAGACAAAGAUGCAGUGAAGAGGCUCCUGCAGGGGUGUGGAUUUGACCAUGACGUGGCCUACGGCAAAACCAAGGUCUUCAUCCGCACACCGCGUACCCUCUUCAGCCUGGAGGAGCAGCGGGCUGAAAUGGUCCAGAGAAUUGUCCUCUUCCUCCAGAAGGUGUGGAGGGGCACCAUAGCCAGAAUGCGAUACCGGCGGAUGAGAGCGGCUCUCGUUAUCCUGCAGGCCUACCGACGCUACAAGGUCAAGUCCUACAUCCGUGAGGUCAACCGCCGCUUCAGAAAUGUCCAAUCCAUGAAGGAUUACGGCAGGCAUGUGAAGUGGCCCACGCCCCCCAAAGUCCUACGCAAGUUUGAAGAGUCACUCAGAAGCAUCUAUAACAGGUGGUGGGCAUGGACACUGAUCAAAGGCCUGUCUCCAGAAGAGGCCUUGCAGGUGAGGGCCAAGGUAGCCAGCCUGGAAGCCCUGAAGGGCCAGAGGGCUGACUUGGGUCUACAGAGGGCCUGGGAAGGAAACUACGUGAAGCGAGACAGCCCUGAUACAGCUGCAUCAUUCACACUGGUUUCCAGCGAGCUGCAGCGGAAAGACAAAUUCAUGAGGGUUCUGUUCUCCUGUAAUGUUCGCAAGAUCAACCGUUUCCACAAGGCAGAGGACCGGGCUGUGCUCAUCACUGACCGCCACCUGUACAAGAUGGACCCCCUGAAGCAGUUCAAGCCCAUGAAGAGCAUCCCUCUCUACAAUGUGACAGGAGUGAGCGUGUCCCCUGGUAAGGACCAGCUGGUUGUGUUCCACACCAAGGACAGCAGGGAUCUCGUGGUGUGCCUGCAGGGUAUGGUGCCUGCCAGUGAGAGCCGCAUCGGGGAGCUAGUUGGCACCCUGCUCAGCCACUUCAAGAGUGAGAAGAGGAAGCUGCAGGUGAACAUUGCGAGUCCCAUCCAGUGCAGCAUGAACGGAAGGAAGUGCACGAUCAUUGUCGAGCCCAAGAUCAACCAGUCACAUCCAGACUUCACAAAGAGCCGAUCUGGUUACAUCCUGGCUGUCCCCGGCAACUGAAAUGGGCCAAACGGCUAUAACAGUGACAGCGAUUCCAAACCAGGCCGGGAUAAUGAUCAUGAGUCACUUCUCGUGUAUGUUUGUUUUUGCAGAACUGCUGGUAAUGUGGCGAUUUAGAUAGCAGCUCUGUAGGAGGAUUGGGGUAAUUUUCCAAUUCCAAAUUUGACCUAUUGUGUAGAUUUCUAUGCAAUGUUACUAUAAACAGGGAGUGUACAAAACACCUACAUGCAAAAUGCUAUUGGCUAAACAGGUUUUAAAACUACACAACAGGAUAAUCCACCAAAGUGGUGAUUUUUCUUUUUUUAUUUCAAAUGAUUUGCUUUGUGCAAUAUUGAGUUUAUUGUAGAUGCAAUAUUGUGGUUGUCAAGGUGAGACGAGAUUAUGCAGCAAUUGUUCUCUGAAUCACUGAUGUCGCAUAAUUUGAAAAAAUCCAAAGGCUUUGGAAUUUAUAAUCCCUGCAGCUCCCCAUGUAGGGGCCAGAUCAAAAGUGAACCCUUGAAAAAACGAAGACGAUAUUUAUGUAUGACUCUGGGUUGAUUUAUAUUCUAAGGAAUAACGAUGUGUUAAUGACCAUAAUUGAAGACUUACCUGCCUAUGUGGUAAAUAAAAGGAAACGCAGCGUCCACUUUUAGUUCAUUAAAUGUUUAUGGUCACAUAUAAGAACAGAAAGUGCGAAAAUGUGAUUCAGUGGUUCAGUCAGCGUCGGAGGCACAAAUUCCAAAUCUAAAUUCAUUGUUAGUUUCUUAGUCACAGGAUGUGUUGAUCAUAUCCUGAACACUGCAACCUGCUAUACACGCAAAGCGUUCAAAAUCUAAUUUAAAUCCAUUUUCUUAUACUCUCUACUGCUAUGUCUGUAUUUUUUUUUAAUACUGCUUAUAUAUUAAAGGUUAGAAUAUACUUUACAUGAACAGCAUAUAAAAACAAAUGUGUGUGCACAGCACGUAUACUGCAUUCAGUAUAUAAAGGGAUGUUAUAACUAAAACGAAAUAACAAAAGUUAGACGAAGACUAUAACCAAAGCAAUAGUUUUUUCUAAGAGAUAUUUUAAGUUCAUAUUCUCUCAAAAUAUAAGACUUAGCAGGAGAGACCUGUACUGUAUAAUCCCAUGUGAACUCCAGCCCCUGAACAUAGUCUCAUUUGCUGUCUUUGUGUUGAGUGAAGAGCCCAAUGACUUGUAGUGGUCCUUUGGAGUAGACUUCCAUUUGACAAAUACCCCCUUCAUCAGAGAGAAAGAGCGUGUGAGUAGCUCUGUGGGAGUGUGUGUGUACUGUAUGUGUGUUUGUUAGCUCUUUUAGCUCUCCUCUUCUUGGCUCUGAGAAUGAGAAUCUGGCUGGUGGCCACAGUGAAGGAGUGAAGACAGACUGGUGUGAAGUCUGUAACCAGACUGCUGUCCUACUUUACCUCCCUGUCUAACGAUGGGAAAGACUUUUUGUAUGAACAGUGGACUAUUAGGAGGCUUGAUUUUCAUCUGAUGCUGCUGCUAAACUCCCUUCACUUUCUUCAGGCCAAGUCACACAUAUCAAAUCAGCACUUGAACACUCAAAGUAUGGUAUGUACUGUUCUCACAAGCUGUCGGCUGUGUUGAAAGUAUUUGCUCUGUUUUGGUAAGUGUUAGCACCUUACAAUAUGCUGUUUUUGCAGCCGUUGCAAAAAUGUGUGGCAGCACAGAAGCUCAUGAGACAAAGAUGUCUGGCUUUACGCUGUGUGUUUAAUAUUAAUGUCCAUCCACACAUUUAGUGCAUAAAGCUCAAAUAUCAGUUAUUUUGUCAUGUAAAGAUGUUGUUGCUGCUCUAAAUCCAACCUAAUUAUAAAGGUUAAAAGCUCAUUCUUGACCUUGGAAACAGCAGUUGAGAAAACAAUCUCACCACAAGGUAGCUGUGUUGGAGCUAACCUCCAACAUGCUAAAGCUAGUAGGUCAGCUCUCCAAGACAACAUUUGCACAGAUUUACUUUGCCGAGCGAAUCCACUGAUUGCAGUGAUUCCACUGAAAUUAAUUGAUUUGGAUUUCUAGGUGUAGAGGUUGAGUCUUAAAGUACUAAGGGGAAAAAGUGAAAAAUCUACACUUCCAAUACAAAUGAAAGAUGAUUGUGUGAUCUAGAACACCUUCUUAAUGAACCUUGUGUUGAGAUUGUUUUUGUCAACUGUUUUUGUCCCAGGUCAAGAAUUAACUUUGAACCUCAGGCAUAUGAGGCCAGUCUUCAAAGCUUGCAUUGAGCUUACUUGCAUUUGCUUGAUAUUAAGGUCGCCAUGAUUACGUGACAGUAAAUGUCACAAAUUCAGAGGAUGAGAAAACAGACAUUGUAUUCUCUCUAUACCCACAGAGGCUUAGCUGUUUUGUCUAUAUCUGUAUAAAGACUAAGUAAAGAAUACCGACUGUGAGCUGAGGAACGACAGCCCAAGGUUAGAAAUCGGUGCUCCCUCGGUGUCUGGCCUAGUUGAAGAGGCAAUCUUGUCGACUUUACUUCAACAGGAAGGAAAACUUGUUAGCAGUCAUUUUAGCCACAGUAACACAGCCCUCUAAUUGUGCCUGAGUGUUGUCUGAACAAGUAAUUUAUCUUAAUUAGAUUGCAAGGGCUCCUGUCUUUUGAAGAAGUAAAUCUCCAUUCUACCUCGCAGCUUUGUGGUGGCUGACCUUGUCCCUUUUGCUUGAUAAGGCCACUUCAAUGCAGAAAAGACAUGUUUGGGGAAACGAGUGUAUUCGUAGUGUGGAUUAAGGAAGUGACAUGGGUAGAGUUAAUAGAUGGUUUUCAAAGGAGCUCAGGCACAGGGGAUGCCUGUGAUGAGUGUUUGUGUGUGUGUGUGUGUGUGUGGAGCAUAACACUACAGCUCUCCAUAUCCUUCAGCAUGGUAAUCUCCCACAGGGCCUCUCCUCCUCUCUGCUCUGCUAUUCACCGCUAUCAUUAGGAUGGACUCCGUGUCACUUCUCACUUCAGCGCUUCUCUCUCUGCUUUCUUAAGGCAAAGGGGGUUGGUGAACAAAGCCUCGCUUGGCCUCCUCCUCUUCUUUUCUGCUCCCUUUCCUUUCUUGUCCUCUCUCCACCCCUCCCUCCCUCCUUUUCCGCUUUCCUUCCUCUGUCAAAUCACUUCGCUCCUCGCCCACUUGGGCUGACUCUACUUUCCUGCAGGGCAGUGGAGGUUUUCCUUUUUUUUUUGUUUUUUUUUUUUCCUUCAGCCGUCCUGUGCCCAGUAGGCAUGGAAAUAAAAAAGGGAAACUACACCAGCAAAAAGACAUGUCUAGCAAUAGGAGUAUAAUGCAGCAACAAAAACAUUAAAAAUGAGACAAAGCUGAGUAUAUUAAUCUCAAAUGUAAAUAUUAUGAAUCCAAAGCCUAUUCAAGAAUAAGGAUGGUGUCAUUCUAUAUCUUUAUUAUUGUCAACAAAUUCUACUAUGAAAAGAUCAAAAACAACAACCAGAGUCCAUUUCUCAGUAUUUUCUCACUUUCCUGAUCUGUCUGUGGUACGAAUACUGAAGACGUAAAUCUUUAAAAACAGCUCACAAGUUUUUUUGUUUGUUUGUUUUGGAGGGGGGGGGGGGGUUGUAGAAAUUGUUUACUUAAACAGCUGGUGUAUGUGGGAGUCAGUAUGAUAUGGUAAUAUCAUACUAUCAUACAUGGUAAUGAACAUGUCACCCAGUGCAAAAGUGUCGCUUACUGAUGUGUUUUUCAUAGUUUUUGGACAAUAAUGUGCAUAUAUUUAUCUAUAUCUAUCCCAGGCAGGAGUUUAACGAAAUCUUAAGUAAAUAGGUAAAAAGAAAUAGAAACACCAAACUGUGGUUUACAUUUUGUAUGACCAUGUCAUUUGCAAGUGCCUUCAUCAUUUCAAAUGGCUUCAUCAUUUCAAAUGGUUCUUAUAUGAACGAAAUUCACUGUUGGUUGUUGUAUUUUUGUGGGAAUUGAUGACGAUAACAAAAAAAUGUAAUAUCACCAGCUUUAUCCUUUUAAUGAUUUGUUUUUGGUUUGAAAACCUAGUCAGCAAAGAUUAUUUUACCGCAAGUGUAAAAAUCACAGGCUUUUCCUAAUUAUCCCUUUAUAAAUAGGCAUACAAGAAUGUCAUAUGAAUGUUAACACUAGGAGACUUGUGCCAUCGUGUUUUUCCCUUUACUAUUCUUUGUACUGGGUUCUUAACAAGUACUUUCUUCUAGUUUUCAUUGUUUUUGUUCAAGAAACAUUUGAUACAGGACUAUUAUCAAGCCAUGUAAGCCAAAGGGUAACAAAAUCCAUUUUCUUUUUCAUAAUUUAUUCCAUAAUCUGUGGCUUUAAGCAUGUUAUGUAUGUAAACAUCAUUCAUUCAGUAUGUGCCUAAUUUUAUAUUAAGUUUAUAUUUUGCAUAUUUGUGAUUAGAUCCCUUAAAUAUACUGUAAUAUCCAGAUCAAGUCUAAAGGGAACUUCACUGUUGUAAUACUAUUUUUGUGCAAAUGUAUUGUGUAUAAAUCCAGAUUAUGCAUUUCCAUGAUUUUUCCAUAAUUAUACAUAUUACCAUUAAUCAUGUUAUUAAUAAAUGUAUUUGCUUCAUUAGCUGCUUCUUUUAGUCACUUCCCAAGAUUGUGUACUAGUAGUGCUAAUGCUAAGUGUAUGUGUGUGUUCAUGUGGUGUGGGGGUGAUCAGAUAAAACAGUUGGAAGUCAUUAGUCUGAAUGGCAAAACUGAUGAUAUGUUGACUCAAAUGUUUCCCGGGGCCAGUCGUAGUCCGUAAAGUGUUAUGUGGUAAUAGCUGGGUAGAGCUCGACGUUAAUCCACCCACUAACAGCUGUUUCACAAGGUGACGUCGAAGCGGCUAAACCCCCUGCAGUCGGCAUGACAACGCCGCUUCCCAGCUACUUCCGCAGGGGUUUAUAAUCCACUGAUUGACUGAAUGACUAUCUGCUGCUAAGGGUGGGGUGACCCGGCAGUUAACUAAAUUGGAAUUAAUGGACAGAGAGUGAUAUGUAAGAAGUGAAAUGACCCAAACUAAUCUGUCUGUGUGGUGGGCUUUCAGUUUGUUUGGAGAUACGGCAGUCAUUUCCAACAAGGGGGAAAGACUGUAAAGUAACAGAGAAAAUUGUUUUAAUGAUUUGAUUUUUCUUUUUUAAAAUAAUCCACACAUUUGUUUUUAGGAAGAACGUGUACACGCAUAGAGGAUUACAGAUUGAUGUGAGGCUGAUCUUAAAUUUAUAUAUAAAUCUACCAGCUACGAUGAAGCCAUCUUCACAAGACAUGUCCCCUGCCAACCUGAUUCGUUUCUAAGCGAUGAUAAUCUGAUUAAUAGUUUGCCCCUUUAGUUUCUACAUGUUUAGUAGAACAAAUGCAAACCAAAUCCACUGAAAAUGUUCUUACAAAGAAACCAAUUCUGAACAUGGACCAUUCAAAGGUCAUUCUUCUUCUGUAGUGUUUCCCUAUCCAAAUUGAGGAUCUAAGGAUAGGUGGUUGUCAUGUACUGUGGUUUGUGGUUUUUGGCUCUAUAAAUAAAAUUUAAAAUUGCCAUUUAAA